AUGUCUUCUCUUAUCAAUAAGGUCAAGGACAAGCUCCACUCCGACAACAAGACAGAGCAGCCUGAAGGCACUCAUGGACCUCACAGCACUCGAACCGCCAAUGCUGCCGACCCUCGCGUCGACUCUGACCGCGACCACCGCGAGAACCUAGGCCGUCAUGAUGGCUCUUAUACCUCCGGCGGAGACAACUACUCUUAUGGCGGUGAUACUACUACCUCCUCAGGCGUGACUGGUACUGGAGGAACUUUUGACUCCAGCAAGGGUUCUACUGGCUUUGGCUCUACUGGCGCCACUGGCCCUGCCUCCAAGACUGCCGGCAUGCACAGCUCCAACAUUGCCAACAAGGCCGACCCCAGAGUAGACUCUGAUCUCGACGCCAGCCGCAACAUGGGUCUCCGCUCCGGCGGUGCCACUGUUGGAACUGGCACUGGCACUGGCACUGAUACAUAUGGAAGCUCCAACACACAAUCGGAAACCACUGGCUUUGGCACCGGCCCUGCCCCCAAGACUGCCGGAACUCACAAGUCCGACAUGCUGAACAAGGCCGACCCAAGAGUCGACUCUGAUCUCGACGGCAGCCGCAACAUGGGCCUCAAAUCCCACGGCGCUACCUACGAUGCUCCCAGUGGCAACACUGGCAUGACUGGUUCUUCCGGAACCGCAAUGGGCUCUGGAAUGGGCAGCGGCAUGGGCAGUGAUACCCUCACCGGCAGCGGUGCCACUGGCACCUAUGGCUCUACGGGCACUGACACCUUGGGCUCGUCUGGCACCGGCGCCUACGGUUCGACGGGCACUGAUACCCUGGGCUCGACUGGCACCGGCGCCUACGGUUCGACUGGAACUGGAACUGAUACCUACGGCUCCACUGGCACCCACGGCUCAUCCGGCCUGGGCAGCACGGGACACCAAACCAAGGACACCACUAGCAGUGCAUUCGGCGCUGGCACAGGCAGCGUCGGUGGAAGCUUUGGAACUGCCCACACUGGCCCAGCUCCCAACACAGCAGGCCCCCAUAAGUCUGAUACGAUGAACAAGGCCGACCCCCGCGUGGACAGCGACCUCGACAACAGCAAGACCUUUAUGGGCGACAAGACCUUUUCUCAGUCGGACAGGACGACGGCCAGGGAUCCCACAGAUGCUGCUCAGGUGCCGCCUUCAGUCUUGCGGAAGCACAUUGGCGAGCCGACCAUUGAGCAUGAUAAUGCCAAUUACGACCGCGUGCGGCGGCACAGCGUCUCUCACCAGGAACAGCAUCGUGGGUUGUAA
This is a messenger RNA of Trichoderma breve, 1266 nucleotides long. RefSeq lists its product as uncharacterized. Lineage: Eukaryota; Fungi; Ascomycota; Sordariomycetes; Hypocreales; Hypocreaceae. The transcript is spliced from 2 exons. The coding region runs from base 1 to 1266 and encodes 421 amino acids. The record is from RefSeq and is a predicted model, not a curated record.